GAGCUCGCCGGCGGCCUGGAGGACUGGGAAGAUGUUGACGGCUCCAGCGUCGAUCGAUAUGGCUUCAUCACCGCCCCCCGAUCACGGCUCGGCACGCCCACCGAGAUGAAGAUAUCAGAAACGCUAAAGCGCAAGGAGUGGGAGAGGUCGGAGAAGUGGCGCAAGAUGGCCAAGGUCGUCCGAAAAGGCGGCCAGGGCGAAGGCAUGGAGUUUGAAUUUGACAGGAAGAACCCUAAGCUUAUUGAGCGAACGUGGAAGGGCAUUCCCGAUCGCUGGCGCGCAGCCGCCUGGUGGUCUUUUCUUGCUAGCUCCGCUGCGGAACACGGAGUUCAUGCUGUGGAAGAGGAGAUUGUUGCCUCGUUUCACCGGCUGCUGGAGCAAAGCUCACCGGACGAUGUGCAGAUUGACCUUGAUGUGCCCCGAACCAUUAGCCGACACAUCAUGUUUCGCAAGAGGUACCGUGGCGGCCAGCGGCUUCUGUUCCGGGUCUUACACUGCCUGUCCAUCUUCUUUCCGGAAACGGGCUAUGUCCAAGGCAUGGCGUCGUUGGCAGCAACGUUGCUGUGCUACUUUGACGAGGAAAAAUGCUUCGUCAUGCUGGUGCGCAUGUGGCAGCUACGAGGGCUCGAUCGCCUCUACCGCCCAGGCUUCGAAGGUCUGAUGAAGGCUCUGCACGAGUUUGAUGAAACUUGGCUGAACAAGGACGUGGCCAAGAGGCUGACCGAACUCAACGUAGACAUAACGGCGUACGGUACACGAUGGUACCUUACCCUCUUCAACCUCUCCAUCCCAUUCCCAGCCCAGCUGCGAGUUUGGGACGUCUUUCUCCUGUUGGGAGAUAGCGCAGCCGAGUCGAAUAUUCUCGCCCAUGUUGACGACAACGAAGCAAGUCCGGCUACGGGACUCGACGUUUUGCACGCCACGAGCGCUGCCUUGAUCCAGGCCCUCCGCGAGGUGCUCCUGGACUCAGACUUUGAAAAUGCGAUGAAGGCCUUGACGUCAUGGAUUCCCAUCAAGGAUGAGGAUCUCCUGAUGAAGGUGACCAAAGCCGAAUGGAAGUCACACCAAGGCAAGAAG
Trichoderma virens Gv29-8 is the source of this 1077-nucleotide messenger RNA. RefSeq lists its product as uncharacterized. The transcript has 3 exons. The record is from RefSeq and is a predicted model, not a curated record. NCBI's taxonomy places the organism in Eukaryota, Fungi, Ascomycota, Sordariomycetes, Hypocreales, Hypocreaceae. The annotation marks the transcript as partial.